This is a messenger RNA of Betta splendens (Siamese fighting fish), 7909 nucleotides long. Its product is annotated as cyclin-dependent kinase 5 activator 1-like. The transcript is spliced from 3 exons. Lineage: Eukaryota; Metazoa; Chordata; Actinopteri; Anabantiformes; Osphronemidae. Gene Ontology annotation, biological process: activation of protein kinase activity; positive regulation of cyclin-dependent protein serine/threonine kinase activity; brain development. Bases 908 to 1915 code for a protein of 335 amino acids. Gene Ontology annotation, cellular component: protein kinase 5 complex; cytoplasm. The record is from RefSeq and is a predicted model, not a curated record. Gene Ontology annotation, molecular function: cyclin-dependent protein serine/threonine kinase activator activity; protein kinase binding.
CGCAUUCACAAAUCCUCCUUUACCAGCCAACCUCCUCUGCCACAGCAGCCGCUUCUGACACAUCUGGUCGGCUGGUUCAGCACCUCGGACAGCAAAAUCUCCCAUAGGCUGGAGCCCCGUCGGCGGCCAAUGGCCUCAGCGACGCGGAUGCGACAGCGAUCAUCAGCAGCAGCAGCAGCAUCCUGCCAGCGGCCAAUCAGAGGCGCCGUUUCUCUCCCACAUCCAACCCGAAUAACUGCAGAUGCCCGCAUCAAAGCAGCGGGUCUCGCUCUCUCCCUGGCAGGUUUUUAGCUGAGUGAAUAAGCUGCCGUCUAUUUUCUAUUUUCUGUUUUUGGAAGACAUAGUAGCCAUUUUUUCUGUCACGGCGUUCUCCACCAGUAUAUUACGGUUUUCAGAUUGAUACGCGGGCUUUUAUGUCUGAUUAGUCCACGCUGUGUUUGUGUGUAUGUGUACGUGUGUGUUUUAUAGUAGCACAGCAAUAACCGUGCCCGUAUAGCUUUUUAGUUCUCGAUGGAAUACAUCUUCUCGCACGCUGCCAGCGAAGGAAUGAAGCACAUUUCGCGUCUGAUUGACAAAAUUAUUUCCAACAACCAGCGAGGGACAUUCUGUCAAUGAAGAUCUGAAAAAAGACAGCAACACACCGAGAAACAGAUCUGUCGGCCUGUAACACCGGGGUUCCCAUACCGUCAGGGACCGAUCCGUUUUCACGCCCUGGACUGUGUUGGCGGUGUGGAAACCGAACAAAACAAUCAGAAAGCGUUUUUAUCCAGCAGCGAGUGUGAAGGUGUAACACAUGGACGUCAGAAGACGACUCGAGUAAUUAAAAGGUGACGCCAUUUGCUGCUACUCAGACCUUUUUCACCGCCACACUCUCCCUGUGUCUGUCUGCCCACCUGUACUACACGCCAUGGGUACGGUGUUGUCACUGUCUCCCAGCUACCGUAAGGCAGCACUUUUUGAAGAUGGCCCAGCUACAGUGGGCCACUACACAGCGGUCCAGAACAGCAAAAAUGCUAAGGACGCUGCCACCACAGCAGCAAAGUCCCUCAAACGGCCUUCUAUUAUCAAUGUCUUACCAUGGAAAAGAAUUGUGGCUGUGUCAGCAAAGAGGAAGGGAUCUAAGAAGCUGCAGUCAGAUGGUGGCGAUGGUGGGAAAGGGAAUUCUCCAGAUGCUAAUGCCAACACGACGUCUAAAUCAGCUACCGAAAGUCUGAAGCUGAAGAAGUCUCAGUCCUGUGCUAACCUUUCAUCUUACUCAACAAGCCAGGACCUCUCAGCCACCACUACCACUACCUCCUCUCACCUGCCAACCUCCAAGACCCUGGUUAACGUAGCCACUAUUGCUGCCAAAAAGAAUUCUCUCACUGGCUCUGGAAUUCAGCCAUCAACUGCAGCAGGCACUCCAAAACGUGUCAUUGUCCAGGCCUCCACCAGUGAACUUAUGCGCAGCUUGGGUGAGUUCCUGUGCCGUCGGUGUUACAGACUGAAGCGCCUAUCCCCAACAGACCCUGUGCUGUGGUUGCGCAGUGUGGACCGAUCCCUACUCCUACAAGGCUGGCAGGAUCAGGGCUUCAUCACUCCAGCCAAUGUGGUCUUCCUCUACAUGUUGUGCCGUGAUGUGGUCUCCGCCGAGGUGACCUCGGAGCGUGAGCUGCAGGCCUUGCUGCUCACCUGUCUCUACCUGUCCUAUUCCUACAUGGGCAACGAGAUCUCCUACCCACUGAAGCCCUUCCUGGUCGAGGCAGAGAAGGAAGCCUUCUGGGACCGCUGCCUGGAGAUCAUCAACUGCAUGAGCGGCAAGAUGCUCCAGAUCAACACCGACCCGCACUUCUUUACCCAGGUGUUUGCUGACCUGAAGAAUGAGAGCAGAAAAGAGGAGGAGAAAACUAAACUCCUCAUAGGCCUUGACCGAUAAGUGGGACGUGGGAGGAGGAAGGAAGGAUCGAUGGAUAAAAUGAUUGAUGGAGUUAGUAGGAUGAACGUAAUGCAGCGCAAUGCGAUCUUAAAACAGUAUACUGCUGUCUGGCAUCUCUAGGGGUUUAUGAUUAACCAAAUUAACCAUGGCAACAAAUCUAGCAGUUUAAGCGUCUUAAUGAAGUUUGAAAUGUUUUUGCUUUAUCAAAUGCCUGGCCAGCAGGGUCAAAUCUGAUAUUUCUAGAUGUUGCCAUAGUAAAGAUAUAGCCUUUUGAUAAAACAUAAAGAUGUUAGAAAUGCCAGACAACACACAUUUACAUAAUUAAGAGUCAGUAUCAUAAAGACAGAGGAUACUGUAAUGGUGUAAUAGCACCCAGGUGUCAAUGAAUAACAUGAACCACAUUGCAUGAGGUCACUUCAUAUGUUAGACGCGACCACUUGCUCAUUGCCAACUCCAUUUUACCUUUUUCCUUAUAUCCUGCCCAAGCUGAUUGCACUUGGUAACACUUGCUGCAAGGCCCACUGGUGAAACUCAAAUAUUAUUUAAUAACAAGAUACAGAUGGACUACAAUGAACCACAAAACACCAAGUCUACCAACCUUUCAGAGUGAAACGUAUUCAGCCAGAUCUCACAACGUACUGUAUUCUAAUGAAACACCAGAGUUUGUCCUGCUAUAAGUUGGGAAAUUAGAUAUUGGUUUUAGUAUGAAAGGCUAAUCCCAGCAGCACAGAUCCUUAAACAAGCCCUGCUGAGAGCUGUUUACGCCAACAAACACAUGGGUAAAAACAAUAUUGAAUCCUCUAGGGGAUAUGUUGCACAUAGAAUUAAAAAUUUCUGCACUUUCUUCUGUCAUCCAUAUUGGUGCUGUCCUAAAUGAGCAGGAAGGAAGCAAGCAAGCUAGAAAGAAAGAAGGAAAGAAUGAAUGAACAAAUAAACUAACAAGCUAAAAAAAGAAUUUACUUUUAAAAAUCUUUAAUCAUUUCAUCUAUUUCAUAUUGUAUGAAAGACUGAUGAAGUUGACCAAUGACUGCAAACAUUAAAUAUAUUCCUGGUUCAUUAGGGCAGAAACACACUCUACAAGGGACGAUUCUUCCAAAUCCGCUUCAUCGGUACUGUUGCCACUUGACUUGAAAGAUACCUGAACUGCUAACUGACGUGCCACUCACACCCUUUCUCUGUCUCUGACCAUAUAAUCCAGUCUGGCCUCAACCAGUAGGAUCCAGUCCAGUGGGCCCAUGUUUAUAGACUCUCUGGUCCGCCGACCUGACUGCUUACUUAUUCACGGAUUGUUUAACAUGCAUGUGUGCUUUCUUAGGUUUCCUAGCAUGCUGCUUUUUUUUUGGCCGCACCGCAUCACAUGUUGCUGAAGAGACUGAGUGGUUUCCCUGCUGGACUGCUGAAAGCUAGGACUGUGACAUCCACUCAACGCAGGAAUGCUCUCCAGUGAGCGCAAUUUGUGGAAGGCUGGUUUUGUCCACACCUACACUGCACAUCAUUAAUAAAAAAAUCAAAGCUUUGGAACAAAACUGGAAAGUCCACUAUUCUAGAUUCUAUUGUGGCUAGUGGCGAAGACAAUAUAAUUCCCACUUAAAAAAAACAGUGACAGCUUAGAUAGACAAAGUAUUAUGAAAGGGAUACUCCAGCAGUUUAGUACAAUGUUGCGUUCAAGAACCUUUCGUGAAAGUGUAGUUUUUUGGGUUCUUGUAAUAACUAACAUCCUCUGCUCAGACAGCACAUAGUUCUCACAGACUCUUCUGUCUGUUUCACAUAUUUUUGUUUCAUAAAUUGCUGACCUCAUUUGAAUCUGUCUAGGUCCAUUGAAGACAUAUAUUUUCAAACCCAGGUCUCCUACUCAGUUCUUGCCCCAAGACUAAGGCUUUUAAAUCCAUACAUUGCAGAACUCGGUUGAUGUUGCUGAUCCUGAUUUAUUGUGUAUGUGUUGGAUAUACCGUAGUCCAUUAAAAAUACAUAAAAAGUAAGAACCAAGAACAUGCAAUCAAUGUAAAUUGAUUCUGCUUGAAUUUCUGUUGGAAUGUAAGUGAUCCUGAUUGGUUCUUGUGCAGCAUUUACUCAAUAUCUUUACAGUAUAUUUGCAUGAAGAUCCUGUAGGACUCCAUAAAGUACUUAAAUCCCAGUAUCAUAUUAUAGGGUGUAGUGAGUGCACUGUUCUUAUAGAUAAUGCUACCUCAGGGAUUUACAAUCAGACAGAAAAUCACAGCCUUUACUGGUCGUUUCUAUGAAGCAGUGCUUUUACUGCAACUGCUACUGCUAAACAUGGGUGAGACAAAGAGAAGUAAAUAUUGAUGUCAUCCAGGGUGGAUCCUCAUGCAGGUUCACAUUGUUUGCAGUUUAUUGAUUGAUGUGGACAUUUUGGUGUUUAGCUCAAUUUUGUUAAAACUAAAAAACAAAAGAGAUAAAAUUGCUGGAGUAUUCCUUUAAAGACAGGUGCAUAAACCAAGUUUUUUUCUUUGGAGAAAUUCUAUGCGUUGAUGAUGUCACAUCACCUAGUUUAACUGUAGCCAAUAAACUGUAUUCAGUUUUAGAAACGUUCUACCGGCUUGUGCCAUAUCAUUCUAGAGACUCAUUAUUUUGUACAAAAAAAUAUUUUGUACAAGAAACAGGAGCCAACUGAAGGUCUUGUACUGUUUUACAAAGAAAAACUGCAGUGGAGAUUUGAAGAACAAGUGCUGCCACAUUGUGAAGAGCAGACCAUGGGACCCACAAAGAGGUAGUGUCCCAAAACAUGAAUGGCAACGUGGAAAGGUGUGAUUUUAAUACACAGGAGGUUGAUCACUCUCCUUUCAACAAAAUAAAAAGGAUCUAAUUUCUACAUAAAAACACAGAUUUUAAAAAUGUAACAAACAAAAUGCCACUUGUUUCCAGAAUAGGUGUCAGAACCAUGCAGAUGAAGUUUUUGCUCUGGAUGUGUUUUGUGUUCUCAUGAUUUCCAACUGGGAUGCAGUAGGUUCCAUGCAGUAAAACAAAUGUAGCCUUGAUCCAAAGUCAGACGUCAUGGAGACUAAUAUAUACACAUGAAGAACAAACUCAUGGCAAACAAACUUGUUUACAUAUCCUUCAUCCUGUAUAUUUCUGAAGGGUUUGAACAGUGAACAAGUAGCAUUAUGUUCCCAAAACUUUUUUUUGAAUCUUUUUCUGUUGUUGUUGUAAAGGUCAAAACAACAGGUGAUUUAUAUCACUGCAAGGUAACAGAUAGCAGACAAUUUUCCCACUAUUUCAGAAAUAUAAACAUUAUUCUAUCACUGGUGACAUAAAAGCAAUUUUGUAAAACGAGAGCUGUUAUUUAAGAAAGAGAAUCUUCUUCUAGGUUCUAGUAUGAUAAAUGAGACCUUCUGAGGUGUAGCUGGCUAAUUAAACUAUUGUGAAGUCAGCAGGAUGGAUGAAAAUGCAUUUGCUAACUGACAUUUUACUGCUUUCUGAUUGUUUUGAAAUGUUUUUACAAGCAGUCGUUCUCUUUAACAGACAUUUAAUGACACAAUUGAAGCCGCUUCCAUGACAUGGCAUUCAUGGAUCAGUAUCCAUGUAUCGCAGAGGACAAGAAAUCAGUGUUAAUGUCUGUGUUAAUCUGCGUUAAUGUGCGAUUUGGACAAAUGUAAAUUAUUUAAGGUUUGAUAUACAUGAAUUUGACACAAUGGUGCAUCUAACAAAUAAUAAAAAUGCUACACAAUUAAUGAUAGAUGUGAAGAAUAUUUUAAAAAAUAUACCCAGACAGUGAUGUUAGUAUAAUUUAAUCAGCUUAGUCACUGUUAAUGACAUGUUUACAGUCACCAAAGCAGACAGAAAACAUCUGGUACAUCUUGAAGUGUUAUAUUACUACAGGCCAUACACACUGUUAGGACCCCACUAAUAUAAAAGCUAAAUAGGCUGCCAUGUGUGGCUACAGUUGCUGUGACAGAAUGGUCACUUUUCAGGAAAUUAUUCUAUUAAACGGUAAGUUUUACUGUUUUUUUAUUAUGUUCUACUACUGCUGGUCUAGAAUGUCAAUUAUUAUUCUGUAUUACGUGGAUGUCAGAUCACAGUUGGCGAGGGCGUAUUUUUUUUGAAGGGAAAGAACUGAUGAAAAAAUGUCCCACAACAGUUUCCGCCUCAAUUUUGCUUCGACUUGCUCCAGCCCUCACAGGUGUGCAGGAUGACAAACAAGAGCCAAACAUGCAAGGAAAGGAAACCCAUCUUCCAUGUGAGACUUUUCAAACACUGACUACCCCUUCUCCACACUCUCGUUAUUGAUCAACGCAUAACCGUGUGCCAUAUUUUCUCUUGCUACACAUACAAGACAAAAGCUAUCAUGUAACAUUAUGAAGCUUAUGGUAAUGAUAAAGUUAGUAUGUUUUCCAUUUGUGAAUCAUACUCUGUAAACAAAAAUCUUCGUUCAAUCAAGGGUACUAGUGUUACUAGAGUGCUGAUGCUGCAGUCUGUUCCUAUGUGGAUGUAUGAAUAUGUAUGAGAACUAAGAAUAACUUAAUCAGCUGUUACAGGAACUUUAUAUAAAAUCCUUUAUAAUAACUGUGUUUUUUUAUUCAAGUUCAGGUGUGAGGUUUGACAUUUAAGAAGCAGUUCUUAGUUUGACCACAGAAAGGCAGCAGUGAAUCGUCUGUAGCGACACAGUUUGAAUGAAACUGAAUCUUAUAAUGAUUUGUUGCAGACAUUCUGGAUUAAUUUUAGCCUGAGAGUUUUAGUAGCUAAUGUAAAAUGUUCUUUAAACUAUUUUUAGUUAAUUAAAUAAUAUUUUGGAUAGGUUUUACUCAGCUAUAGUAUAUAUAUAGAGUCAGAUUUUUAACACAAACUAUAAUCAGCUAAAUUACUGUAUAAUGUAUGGCAGCUGAACAUCUGGCUGAGAUAGCAGCCAUGGAGGCAGGUAAGGCACAUCAUGGAAUGGUUUGGUGGUGCAAUGGUGGAAUAGUGUCAGGUUUAGAGAUUUUGGGCUCUUGUUAUGAAGGACAUGGUUCACUCACCCUCGCUCCUCCCUGUUUCCUCUGUCUCUCAAACACUCUUGAUUGCAUUCACUUGAUGCUUAUUGUUCAUAUCAUGUCUUUAACCACCUGCUCAGUCCCUGUUUCUAGACUAAAAUUUUGCAACCACCAGCUGCCACAGUGUUCCCGCCACUCUACUACUGUACAGUAUGUCAUGCCUGAAACGAAUUUGGUACUGUGAGUUACCAAACUGUUUCCUGUCUUGGAAUUAAAUAUUGGAUCUUUAGUGUCCUUACAUAUUUCGUAGAAGGUUUUCAGAACCUUCCCUGUCAGUCUUUUCCCUCAAGCACCAGGCCCAUUCUGGUAAUAACCAUCCCUGACAGCUGGAUACUUAGCCUGGCCACCUUUGGCUUCUGGCUCAUCAUCCCUCUUGUACCUGCUACUCACCUCAGCUUCCUGGUCAACUUACGUGGUCACGUAAUUAGAGAGUGACUGAAGAGAGCACUAGAGAAAAUAUUGUUCUUUGAAAAAUGAACUCUGAACAUUAAACCUUUGCCAUCUCACCUUCUUGUGACAGAGCACCCUCAGCAGACACUGUCUAAUUACAGAAUGCAUGCAUAAUCAUAAAAAGAUAAUCUAUCUAUCCUCUUCCCCUUAUUGUGACUCCCUUCAAGGACAACUGUUGGACUGACCUGUAAACAUCUUGGUCGGCCUCGGUCAUACUUCUAUAAACAACACUUCACUACACUGAUUCAGAUACACCCCCCCCCCCCCCCCCCCCCCCCACCCCCCCCCCCCCCCUCCCCCCACAUCCUUACAGUCUCACUGUCUGCUCUCCGACCUUAUCUAUCUGUCCUGAUGAACCCAAGAAAAAAUUCCAGCAAGGUUUCCACUUGUACUGUGUGAUACUGUAUGUGUGUGCGUUUUAUUACUGUUUGUACUGCAAUUUGCUUCCACUGUCGGACUAGCGCCGGGUAACCUGGCUGCUGAUGGGAAUUUCCCCGCUGUGGGACUAAUAAAGGCAUUCUUAAUUCUUAAUUCUUAAUAAUAAACCUCUCAAACUGAA